UUCCCACCACAAAUUCGCUCGAUAUUCAUGAAUUUCGUCAAAUUCGCCCGGGGUCCCAUUUUGACGUUCAAACCGUCUGGUAAACCCUGCGUGCAGGGGAGAGGUUUAUAUAUACCCCCCACACGCCUCCGCAUCCUUCGCCACCAUCACCAGCAGCAGCAGCAGCAGCAAAGCCUUUCCAUCCAUCGCCGGCGAUCAGAGGCGAUCGAGAGAGAGUGAGAGAGAGAGAUGGCGGCGGCGAGGAGCGUGGGGAUGGAGGCGGAGGUGGCGGCGCUGCGGGGGAGGUUCGCGGCGGGGGGGACGCGGGGCGCGGAGUGGCGGGCGGCGCAGCUCCGCGGGAUCCUGCGGAUGGCGGCGGAGGCGGAGGCGGAGGUGUGCCGCGCCCUCCACGCCGACCUCGCCAAGCCCUACACCGAGUCCUACGUCCACGAGAUUGCGCUGGUGAAGUCGUCCUGCAAGUUUGCCCUCAAGAAUCUGAAGAAAUGGAUGAAGCCCCAAAAGGUCACUGCUCCGCUUAUGACGUUCCCGUCGACGGCGAGGGUGGCGGCGGAGCCACUCGGCGUCGUGCUCGUCAUCUCGGCCUGGAACUACCCUUUCUUGCUGUCGAUCGACCCGAUCAUCGGAGCGAUCGCCGCCGGCAACGCCGUGGUGCUGAAGCCGUCGGAGGUGGCGCCGGCGACCUCGUCGCUGCUGGCCGAGCUGCUGCCGCGCUACGUCGACGGCAGCUGCAUCAAGGUCGUCGAGGGUGGCGUCGCCGAAACCACCACCCUGCUCGAGCAGAAAUGGGACAAGAUCUUCUACACAGGGAAUGGCAAGGUAGGACGCAUCGUGAUGGCGUCGGCGGCGAAGCACCUGACGCCGGUGGUCCUGGAGCUCGGCGGAAAAUGCCCGGUUGUUGUCGACUCUAAUGUCAACCUCCAUGUUACUGCCAAGAGGAUAGCCGCCGGGAAAUGGGGUUGCAACAAUGGGCAGGCCUGCAUUUCUCCUGAUUUCAUCAUAACAACAAAAUCAUUCGCCCCAAAGCUGCUGGAGGCUCUAGAGAAAGUUUUGGAGAAGUUCUACGGGAGGGACCCGCUGCGAUCAUCUGACUUGUCGCGAAUUGUGAAUUCCAACCAUUUUAACCGGCUGAAGAAGCUGAUGGACGAUGAAAAUGUCUCUGAUAAGAUCGUGUUCGGAGGUCAGAGAGAUGAACAUCAGCUAAAGAUAGCCCCUACAAUCUUCAUGGAUGUUCCUCUUGAUUCAGGGAUCAUGAAGGAGGAAAUCUUUGGCCCCUUGCUUCCUAUCAUAACGGUUGAUAAGAUCCAUGAGAGCUUUGCUCUCAUCAACUCCAUGACAAAGGCACUUGCAGCCUACCUCUUCACCAAGGACAGCAAGCUCCAGGAACAAUAUGAGGCAGCCAUCUCUGCAGGAGGAAUGCUUGUCAACGACACAGCCGUCCACCUAACAAACCAGUACCUACCUUUUGGAGGAGUUGGGGAGAGCGGCAUGGGAGCCUACCAUGGCAGGUUCAGCUUCGAGGCCUUCAGCCACAAGAAGGCCGUGCUGGUCCGCCGCUUCGCCGGCGAGGCGGCGGCGAGGUACCCGCCGUACUCGCCGGCGAAGCUCAAGAUCCUCAGGGGAGUGCUCAAGGGCAACCUGGGAGCCAUGAUCAAGGCUAUCUUGGGGUUUCCAAGAGGGAAAUGAAAUCUUAUGUCCUCAGCAAUGUAUAUUUCACCAUGAUAAAAGAUGUAUGCUGUAUGUUUUCUCGAUGAAGAGAACAUUUCAGUGCAGUUGUGGGUAUAAAAUAAAUAUGUAUAGUAGGAUUGGCAGAUGUAAUUUUAUAUGGAUGAUGACCAAGUUAUCUGGUAAUAAAGGAAGAAGAUCUGGAAGCAGAUGAUCCAAAUAAACUA
Oryza sativa Japonica Group (Japanese rice) is the source of this 1889-nucleotide messenger RNA. RefSeq names its product aldehyde dehydrogenase family 3 member H1. NCBI's taxonomy places the organism in Eukaryota, Viridiplantae, Streptophyta, Magnoliopsida, Poales, Poaceae. Gene Ontology annotation, cellular component: cytoplasm. The record is from RefSeq and is a predicted model, not a curated record. Gene Ontology annotation, biological process: aldehyde metabolic process. Gene Ontology annotation, molecular function: aldehyde dehydrogenase (NAD+) activity.